CACCCACGAUGAGCUGUGGCCUGAGGCAGAAACACCUUGCAGCUUGGCAGCAAGCUCCCUCCAAUCCACUUUGUCAUUUGAGCUCAAACCCGACGACCUCAUAUCCACGUCCGCGACCCUCGUCCACCCCCUGCUAUUGGACCUGGGACUAACGCUGCUUGAUCUUUCGAAUCUGCUUUCUGGGCCUUGACGCUCAGCACGGCGGUUGAGGCGCCGAACACACUGCAACCCAGAUUGACCGAGGUUUCCGACGUCACGAUCCCGCAAAGCUGCCCAUUAUGUCCUCCCGGAUGGCGGCCUUGUCGCUUUAUCGCCGCUCUUUGAAGCUCGCGCUCGACUGGUCGGUACACCGUGAUGUCUGGCGCGGCCAGGCGCUCUACAUCCGCUCCCUGUUUGAGAAGAACCGGGCUGUCACCGACCCCAGACUACAGCGUGCGCUGUUGAAAGAGACAGAGAAGUUGUUGGAGAAUUGGAAGCACCCCGACCCUUAUAUCCCCCCAACGGCCCCCGGAGGAUCCAAGUACGAGAGAAACUUGCCAGUCCCCAACCUCGACCCUCCCCCGCCGCUCAAGUUCUGAUCCAACAUUGGCAAUGGAGAUGGAAUGUACAUAAAUUUAGACGAGGAGACUGGAACGGAGAACAGACACAUGCCAUGGGCGACGUCGAAUGCAAAGUGGUUGCCUCCAACCUGUAGCUUGCAGAUGGGCGUAUCUUGACAAAAGCUUAGUUUCGUGCUGAGAGCAUUCACCUGACAUCAUU
This is a messenger RNA of Podospora pseudocomata, 759 nucleotides long. RefSeq lists its product as uncharacterized. The record is from RefSeq and is a predicted model, not a curated record. The coding region runs from base 279 to 578 and encodes 99 amino acids. The transcript is spliced from 5 exons. Gene Ontology annotation, biological process: mitochondrial electron transport, NADH to ubiquinone. Lineage: Eukaryota; Fungi; Ascomycota; Sordariomycetes; Sordariales; Podosporaceae.